CGUUACCGCCUGGGGUCGUCAUUACAUCGAAAUGACCAUCCGCGAAAUCGAAGAAAAAUUCGGCUUCAAAGUUCUGUAUGCGGAUACCGAUGGUUUCUAUGCGACCAUUCCGGGUGAAAAACCGGAACUGAUCAAAAAGAAAGCGAAAGAAUUUCUGAACUACAUCAACAGCAAACUGCCGGGUCUGCUGGAACUGGAAUACGAAGGCUUUUACCUGCGCGGUUUCUUCGUGACCAAAAAACGCUAUGCGGUGAUCGAUGAAGAAGGCCGUAUUACCACCCGCGGUCUGGAAGUUGUUCGUCGCGAUUGGAGCGAAAUUGCGAAAGAAACCCAGGCGAAAGUUCUGGAAGCGAUCCUGAAAGAAGGCAGCGUGGAAAAAGCGGUUGAAGUUGUUCGCGAUGUUGUUGAAAAAAUCGCGAAAUACCGUGUGCCGCUGGAAAAACUGGUGAUCCACGAACAGAUUACCCGCGAUCUGAAAGAUUACAAAGCGAUCGGUCCGCAUGUUGCGAUUGCGAAACGUCUGGCGGCGCGUGGUAUCAAAGUUAAACCGGGCACCAUCAUCAGCUAUAUCGUGCUGAAAGGCAGCGGCAAAAUCAGCGAUC
This is a messenger RNA of Verticillium nonalfalfae, 602 nucleotides long. RefSeq lists its product as uncharacterized. The record is from RefSeq and is a predicted model, not a curated record. Gene Ontology annotation, biological process: DNA-templated DNA replication. Gene Ontology annotation, molecular function: DNA binding; nucleotide binding; DNA-directed DNA polymerase activity. Lineage: Eukaryota; Fungi; Ascomycota; Sordariomycetes; Glomerellales; Plectosphaerellaceae. The annotation marks the transcript as partial. The transcript has a single exon.